AUGAAGCAACGAUUAACAACAAGAUUUAGAAAUCGAAAAGUAGUAUUUAAAAGAUUAGAUAAUGUUGAAAGUGCAGAUCAAAGUUGGUUUGAAGAGGCAAAAUCACAUUUGGCUAUAAGCAAUAAACAUCCAAAUAUUGUCCAAUGUUAUGGUUUAAUGCAAGAUCCAUCAAAUGCUUGUAAGAUUUGA
Molecule: messenger RNA, 189 nt
Organism: Rhizophagus irregularis DAOM 181602=DAOM 197198
Lineage: Eukaryota; Fungi; Glomeromycota; Glomeromycetes; Glomerales; Glomeraceae
Source: RefSeq, a predicted model, not a curated record